UCAACAUGGAUCUGGACAGCAUCGAAGGACUGAAUGAAAUCCGUCCGUCCGUCUACAGAGUCGCCAUGAAGCUUCUGUCUCUGCAGAGACUCAGUCACAGUGAGUUCACAGUAUUAUACUACAUGUAUUAUCAGGAAUUAGGGUUGAACAGACAGGAAGUAACCCGGACUCUGAACAGAAUAUUCCACAGCGUGUCACAGGAAGUGCCGGGUCAUGUGACUGUGGAAGCUCCAGAGGCGAUCUGCAGUCUGAUGUUCAGGAUCAACGACCGGAGUCAGUCUGGUUUUAUAUCAACUUCUUCUCUUCAAACUUCUCUCAUCGCUCUGUCAGCUGAAACUCUGCAGGUUAAAUACAGAGCUCUGGUGAGUGUUGCAGAGACCAGUUCAGGACAAGUCAGCAGGUCCCGACUCAGAUCUUUACUCCAGGACCUCAGCCGGGUUCCUGCGGCGGUGCAGGAGGACGGCGUGUUCGGCGGCGUGGAAGCUGCAGUGAGGUCUUGUUUCAACGGGAUGUUGACCUCGACAGCAGGUGAUGAACAUGUGUUGUCAUGGCUGCAGAGCGAGCCCCGCCUGUUGCUGUGGUUACCCACCCUGUAUCGCCUGUCUGUCAGUCAGAACAUCAGUCACGCCGUCCGCUGCCACACCUGCAAGACCCGCCCCAUCACCGGACUCAGGUAUCGUUGUAUGAAAUGUGUGAACGUCCACUUGUGUCAGAGCUGCUUCUUGACAGACAGACAGACGAGGAAACACAAAACUCACCAUCCAGUGCUCGAGUUCUGCAUACAGCCCACCUGGAGGGAGUCUCUGUCCUCGUUAGUGCACAGCGCUCGACACGCCCUGUUGCCACCGCGCUACACUCGGAGAGAGGCCCACAGUAGGAGGGUCCUGAUGCGGGCGGAGCCUCAGGACAGUGCUCCGCCCCCCUCUGAUGCCUCAACACAAUUGGCUGCCUCAGCUGUCAGUCACAGUCCCUCCUCUGAUGAUCAACCUCCUUCCUGCUCGUCUUCAUCAAAAGCUCUGCAGACUGACGGAGAGACUCAGCAGCUGAAGCCGUCCGUUCUGCUGACUGAAGUCAGAAACUUACAGAGAGACAAAUGGCUGAUUGAGGAGGAGUUGCAGGUGUGGCGGCUCACCGUCCAAUCAGAGCAGAGCAUCCUAGAGGAUAGGUGCUCUGAGAUGGAAGUUACCAUGGAAAUGCUGAGAGAACACAACCUACGUCUGCAGCACUCACUCACACAGGCUCUGAACAAGAUGGAGGUUCAACAACAUGCCAACAACACACCACAACACAUAGACAGAGAGGAAACAGAGGACACAAAGUACACAGAAGACACAGAGGCCAUAGAGGACACAGAGGCCAUAGAGGACACAGAGGCCAUAGAGGACACAGAGACCAUAAAGGACAUAGAGGACACAGAGGCCAUAGAGGACACAGAGACCAUAAAGGACACAGAGGACAUAGAGGCCAUAGAGGACACAGAGGACAUAGAGGACACAGAGGACAUAGAGGCCACAGAGGACAUAGAGGACAUAGAGGCCAUAGAGGACACAGAGGACACAGAGGACAUAGAGGCCACAGAGGACAUAGAGGCCACAGAGGACACAGAGGACACAGAGGACAUAGAGGCCAUAGAGGACACAGAGGACAUAGAGGCCACAGAGGACAUAGAGGCCAUAGAGGACACAGAGACCAUAAAGGACACAGAGGCCAUAGAGGACAUAGAGGCCACAGAGGACACAGAGAGAAACACAGAAGAGGAAGAAGACGAGGAUGAAGUGUUGCUGAAGACAGAGGACGAGUGGAGCGAGGGAGAACUACAAACUCUAUUUCCCACAAUGCACCAGGACACACCUCUGUCAUAUGACAUCCACAAUGAAGAGGAUAAUGCAGGUGACUGGCUGCUCUGUUGUCCAAUAGGACAACAGGAUGGAUCUAAGGAGGCGGGGCCACAGGAAGAGGACACCUGUUUGUCUGAAGAGGAGGAUUGUGGGACGUGUAGUCCAGAGGAGCUGCUGCAGGAGACUGUGAGAGGGCAGAGCUUCUUCAGGCUGCGAACCAGGUGGGAAGCUCGAUACACCACUUGGUGGACGCUGUGA
Molecule: messenger RNA, 2096 nt
Organism: Cyclopterus lumpus (lumpfish)
Lineage: Eukaryota; Metazoa; Chordata; Actinopteri; Perciformes; Cyclopteridae
Gene: dytn
Product: dystrotelin
Exons: 16
Coding region: 6-2096 (696 amino acids)
Biological process (GO): synaptic signaling
Cellular component (GO): plasma membrane
Molecular function (GO): zinc ion binding
Source: RefSeq, a predicted model, not a curated record